CAAUAUGUUUGUAGUGAACUAUCGGUGGUCACGCAAGUAAUCGUUUACUUGUAACUAUUAGGAAAAGUGAGAUUUCUAAUUUCAAAGUGUAUUCGUGUGACGGUGAAGUGGCCGUGGCGGAGAGCGAGAGUUCGGGAGUGGCGGGAGGCGUCGGCCUCGCCGUGAGUAGUAAGGUGUAUCCAAGUCCGGGGGCGGCCCGCGGCGUCUGGGCGCUGCCGCAGCCGCCCCCUUGUACGAUGGCUGCCGAGGAGCCGUUGCCACCGUGUUCGCCCCUAUCUCCAGACGCUCCAGCGGCUCCACCGAGAACCAUCACUAGCUACAGCCAGCAUUCGGACCUCCAUCAACUUAUAUUUGAGGCCGUGCGCUCAGGCGAAGUAUCAGAAAUCGAGCGUCUUGUUGAAAAAUUGGGUGCAGAAGUACUAACUGCCCGUGAUCAGCACGGUUACACACCUGCCCACUGGGCGGCGCUGGACGGGAGUGUGGCAGUUAUGAGGUACUUGGUUGAAAGAGGAGCACCCAUCGAUCUAUCAUGUUUAGGUACUCAGGGUCCAAGGCCAAUACACUGGGCUUGCCGAAAAGGACAUGCAUCAGUCGUACAAGUACUUUUACAGUCAGGUGUUGCAGUUAACGCUGCGGAUUUUAAAGGUUUAACCCCUCUAAUGACGGCGUGUAUGUAUGGGAAAACGGCAACAGCGGCAUAUCUUCUGGGAAUGGGAGCAGCUACCAGACUCUCAGAUAUUAAUGGAGAUACCGCCUUACAUUGGGCUGCUUACAAAGGACAUGCUGAUUUAGUCAGGCUUCUAAUUUACUCAGGUGUUCCUUUACAUUGCACAGACAAUUUUGGUUCAACACCAUUACACCUAGCUUGCUUGUCUGGCAAUCUCACUUGCGUUAGAUUGCUUUGUGAGAAGGUGAAAGCCGAAUUAGAACCCCGGGAUAAAAAUGGAAAGACUCCACUGAUGCUUGCACAAAGUCAUCGCCACGCGGAAGUAGUAAAAUUAUUACAAAAAGAAAUGAAGCGUAAAUCACAUUGGAUGCCGCCAUUAUCUGAAUUAUGGGCUUUAUUGUUCGGUGGUGCCGGCGAUUCUAAAGGUCCUCUAUUAUUUUUCCUAAUAUCCGUGUUAUUAUGGGGAUAUCCUAUGUAUGUGAUAAGAUGCAUUCCUUUAACAUGGAACACUCUGCGGCUUUCACAUUAUUGCUUUCUUUAUUGGAAUGUUAUUAUGUGGUUGAGUUGGGUAAUUGCCAAUCGACGGGACCCUGGGUACAUUCCUCAAAAUUCUGAAACCUAUUAUCGAGCUAUCAGGCAAAUACCAUAUUACGAUAAAUGGAAGAAAAGAAAUGUUAUUUUGUCAAGGCUAUGUCACACUUGCCGGUGUCUUAGGCCUUUAAGGGCUAAACACUGCCGCAUUUGCAAGAGAUGUGUGGCAUAUUUCGAUCACCAUUGUCCAUUCAUAUACAACUGCGUCGGAGUGCGAAAUCGGAUGUGGUUCUUUCUAUUCGUAAUGAGCGUUGCUAUUAAUUGCACGUUGUCUAUAUAUUUUGCCUGUUACUGCCUGUUGUUAGAGGGGUUUGGACUGCUAUAUGUUUUGGGGUUGUUGGAGGCUAUUACUUUUUGUGCUCUCGGCUGGAUCCUUACUUGUACUUCGAUAUUACACGCCUGUAUGAACUUAACUACUAAUGAGAUGUUUAAUUACAAAAGAUAUCCUUAUUUAAGAGACAAAAGAGGUCGCUAUCAAAAUCCUUUUUCGAGAGGACCAAUUAUGAACUUGAUUGAAUUUUUUGUAUGCCUCCCGGAUAAAUGUGAUGAACAGGACAUAUUCCACGAAGAGACUAUAUGAUCUGAAAUGGCCUGACAUAGUCCUAAUUUAAAUUCGAAAAGGACUCAAGAAUGUUUGGUUCGUUCAUCAAAAUUUCAACCAUACUAAGAUUUAAGUGCAAUUCAUGUAACUACAGCUUGUUAUGCUUUUUUAAUAAAUAA
Molecule: messenger RNA, 1978 nt
Organism: Achroia grisella
Lineage: Eukaryota; Metazoa; Arthropoda; Insecta; Lepidoptera; Pyralidae
Gene: Patsas
Exons: 9
Coding region: 237-1838 (533 amino acids)
Biological process (GO): protein palmitoylation
Cellular component (GO): Golgi membrane
Molecular function (GO): protein binding; palmitoyltransferase activity
Source: RefSeq, a predicted model, not a curated record